Mytilinidion resinicola is the source of this 2343-nucleotide messenger RNA. RefSeq names its product UDP-Glycosyltransferase/glycogen phosphorylase. Lineage: Eukaryota; Fungi; Ascomycota; Dothideomycetes; Mytilinidiales; Mytilinidiaceae. Gene Ontology annotation, biological process: carbohydrate metabolic process. The transcript has 4 exons. Gene Ontology annotation, molecular function: UDP-glycosyltransferase activity; hexosyltransferase activity. The coding region runs from base 1 to 2343 and encodes 780 amino acids. The record is from RefSeq and is a predicted model, not a curated record.
AUGGCCUCAGCUCCUCCUCCUGCUCUUUCAGAAGGGGCUCCUCCGCUACUAAAUGAGCCUCCUCCGACAUACAACGAUGCAACGGGAACUCUCAAUAUACGCCAGGAUGGCCUCAGCACUCAAACCCAAGUCAGCAAUGACGGGCGCGUGGACAUCCGUAUAGACGAAAGCGACGAGAGACUUGCCAAAGAGAUUCAGCAGCUUCAGCUUGCGUCUCUGCAAGAAUCGUCCGAAACCCCAACCCCAUUAUACACACCAACAUCCUAUGGCCAACUAUAUGAAGCGCCUCCGCCUCUCAACAUCGUUGUUCAUGUUGUUGGCUCGCGAGGAGAUGUGCAGCCAUUUGUCGCGCUUGGCCGAGAACUGAAGAACAGCUACGGGCACCGCGUCCGUAUCGCUACGCAUGGGACCUUCAAGAAGUUUGUUGAGGAGAAUGGCUUGGAAUUCUUUGAGAUUGGUGGUGACCCAGCCGAGUUGAUGGCUUUUAUGGUUAAGAACCCAGGUCUGAUUCCAGGAAUGAAGUCGCUGAAGGCUGGUGAUGUGGGCAAGAGACGUAAGGGCAUGGCCGAAAUCCUCGAAGGGUGCUGGAAAUCAUGCGCCGAUGCCAAUGAGGUUGAGAAAGCGGAUGAAGAUACCCCGAGUGCCACGAAGACGAAGCCGUUCAUUGCACAUGCCAUUAUUGCCAAUCCGCCAAGUUUCGCACAUAUACAUUGCGCGGAAAAGCUCGGCAUCCCGCUGCAUCUAAUGUUCACCAUGCCUUGGUCACCAACUCACGAUUUUCCGCAUCCAUUAGCGAACAUCAAAUCAUCCAAUGCCACGGGUAGUAUGACUAACGAAAUGAGCUACACACUCGUUGAUAUGAUGACCUGGCAAGGCCUCGGGGACAUCACCAAUAAGUUUAGAAAGGAGACACUAGGUCUUGGAGAAAUCACUCAGGCUGCGGCGACCACCAUGCUCCAUCGGCUACGGAUACCUUAUACAUACUGUUGGUCGCCAGCCUUGAUUCCGAAACCCAAGGAUUGGGGUAGUCAUAUCGAUAUUUCAGGCUUCUAUUUCCUAUCCCUCGCGUCCAACUACCAGCCGGACCCUGACCUCGCAGCUUUUCUGGCUGCAGGUCCUCCGCCAGUGUACAUUGGCUUUGGUUCAAUUGUUGUGGACGACCCAAAUGCAAUGACUACGCUCAUAUUUGAUGCUGUCAGAAAGACUGGCCAACGCGCCCUAGUAUCAAAAGGUUGGGGUGGCCUCGGUGGUGAUGAUCUUGCCAAACCUGACAACGUCUUUAUGCUCGGUAAUUGCCCACACGAUUGGCUGUUCCAGCACGUCUCCUGUGUCGUUCAUCACGGUGGGGCUGGCACAACAGCGGCUGGUAUUGCACUAGGGCGCCCAACUGUUAUCGUGCCUUUCUUCGGCGACCAGCCCUUUUGGGGUGCCAUGGUUGCACGAGCUGGUGCAGGACCUACACCUAUUCCAUACAAGGACCUUACGGCGCAAGGCCUCGCGGACAGCAUCCUCCAUGCACUGAAACCCGAGACUCUCGAGCGGGCCCGGGAGUUAGGCGAGCGUAUCCGCGAAGAAAAGGGGUGCGAGGCCGGUGCGGCAAGCUUCCACGCCCAAAUGCACGUUGACGCCCUCCGUUGUGCGAUUGUACCCAGUCGUCCAGCAGUAUGGCGCGUCAAGACCAAAGAUUCUACGACUGCCGAUGUACGGCUCAGUGCCUUUGCAGCGACAGUACUGGGCAACGAGCAUUUGCUCGAUAUCAACCAGCUUCGUCUCUACCGCCCCUACGAGUACGCCGUUGAAGAAAGCGCUGUCAUCUCCAAUGUCACCGGCGCAAAUCCUGUGCUCAAUACUCUGGGCUCUUUGGCGUCUGGCAUCAUACACUGGCCGGUCAACGUUGGCAAAGCCUACGCAGGUAUCGUGUACGAGCCGUAUAAAGGCGCUAGAGCGGACGGUUGGCGCGGUUUCGGUAAAGGUUUAGGAAAAGGAUUUGGACAUCUCCUCUUUCCCAAACGCGGCCUUGUCAUCGGCGGCAGACCUUACGGCAUCCGCGCACUCUACGACACCAUCAAGAAGCGGAUGGGUUCAGGUACACUGAGCUUUAUCCUCGCAGCACAUUUCGCGCUCGGAUUUGAAGAGGUCAAAAAGUCGACUGAAGAAGAGAGGGUGGAGGUGCUUACGAGGUGGAAUGAGCUGGCGCCGGUUUUGAAGAGAGAGACGAGCGGAGCUAGCUCGUCGUGGAGCUUGUCGAAAUCUUCGACGAGAGACUCGAGUCGCUCGACGAGCACAUCGAAGAGCCGGCGGCGCGAUGAGUCUGCGCCUCCUACUCCAUCGAGCGAAACUUGA